Molecule: messenger RNA, 639 nt
Organism: Coregonus sp. 'balchen'
Lineage: Eukaryota; Metazoa; Chordata; Actinopteri; Salmoniformes; Salmonidae
Source: the annotation of a GenBank genome assembly
AUGAUAGCCCAUGUAGAGAAGGAGGAGGAAAGGGGGGUAGGGGGGGGAGGAAAAAAGAGGGGCCAAAGGGGGGCAACAAGGGGGGGCCCGGGGGAAACAAGGAACCAACACGCCCCCCACCCCCCCCACCCCCCCCACCCCCCCCCACCCCCCCCCACCCCCCCCAAAACCCCCCCCACCCCCCCCCCACCCCCCCCCCAUCCCCCCGGGGGGGCCCCCCCCCCCCCCCCCCCCCCAAAACCCUCCCCCCCCUCCCCCCCCGCCCCCAACCCCCCCUUUUCCCCCUUUUUCCAUCUCUCUUUCCAUCUCUCCUCUCUCUUUCCAUUCUCUCGCUCUCUUUCCAUUUCUCUCUCUCUCGCUCUCUUUCCAUUUCUCUCUCUCUCUCUCUCUCUCUCUCUCCCCCCCCAGGGCCUGACCAAGCAGAUGUACCCCAGUGUUCCUGUGGUGGACAGUGAGCUCUUCCAACUCAGCAUGCGUCUCUUCAAGAAGACUGUAGCCGCCGCCAGCAGCAACCAGCCCCUGUUGGGGCCCCCAGCAGGCCCAGAGAAGGCCAACAAGGGGCCACCGGGGCUGGUACCGGCAGCUUCACCAGUAGCCAAGCCCGGUACACCACAGCCCUCCGAGGUGUGUCUCUCCUGA